This is a messenger RNA of Phalaenopsis equestris, 1347 nucleotides long. Its product is annotated as thioredoxin reductase NTRB-like. Gene Ontology annotation, molecular function: thioredoxin-disulfide reductase (NADPH) activity. NCBI's taxonomy places the organism in Eukaryota, Viridiplantae, Streptophyta, Magnoliopsida, Asparagales, Orchidaceae. The transcript is spliced from 2 exons. Gene Ontology annotation, biological process: removal of superoxide radicals. The record is from RefSeq and is a predicted model, not a curated record. Gene Ontology annotation, cellular component: cytoplasm. Bases 7 to 1101 code for a protein of 364 amino acids.
CAAUCCAUGUGCUUGUAUACAAAGCUGAUCUCCCUCCUCAGAAAAAGCCGCUCUCUUUCAGCCACCGCCGCCACUGCUCCGCCUCCGGCCGUCUCCUCUCCCGCCAUGAAUACGCCCCUAAAAACCCUCCGCACCCGUCUCUGCAUCAUCGGCAGCGGUCCCGCCGCCCACACGGCCGCCAUUUACGCUGCUCGCGCUGAGCUCAAACCCAUCCUCUUCGAAGGCUGGAUGGCCAACGACAUUGCAGCCGGCGGUCAACUAACAACCACAACCGACGUCGAGAAUUUCCCCGGCUUCCCUGAAGGUAUCCUCGGCUACGAGCUCAUGGAUCGGUGCCGCGCACAAUCUAUCCGUUUCGGCACGGAGAUCUUAUCAGAAACGGUGGAAUCCGUUGAUUUCUCCUCCCACCCUUUCCGAGUCCUCUCUUCCUCCUCAGCGGUGGAUGCUGAUGCUGUCGUCGUCGCCACCGGUGCCGUAGCACGCCGCCUUCAUUUCCCCGGUGCCGAUCAGUUCUGGAAUCGCGGGAUCUCGGCUUGCGCUGUUUGCGAUGGCGCGGCUCCUAUUUUCCGUAACCGGCCCAUCGUGGUGGUCGGCGGUGGGGACUCCGCCAUGGAGGAGGCGAAUUUCCUUACCAAGUAUGGGUCUAGGGUUUUCAUUGUGCAUCGAAGGGAUGCGUUUAGGGCAUCCAAGAUCAUGCAAGCGAGGGCCUUGAGUAAUGAUAAAAUCGAGGUGGUGUGGAAUUCAGAGGUUGUGGAGGCUUAUGGUGAGAAGGAAGGAGGGCCGCUUGGUGGAGUAAAGUUGAAGAAUUUGGUUACAGGGGAGAUGACAAAUCUGGCGGUUUCGGGGCUGUUCUUUGCAAUUGGGCAUGAGCCAGCAACCAAGUUUCUUGGGGGACAACUGGAGCUAGAUUCAGAUGGUUAUGUGGUCACAAAGCCUGGAACAACUCGAACGAGCGUGAAAGGAGUUUUUGCGGCUGGAGAUGUGCAGGAUAAAAAGUAUCGGCAGGCUAUUACUGCUGCUGGAUCAGGCUGUAUGGCUGCUUUGGAUGCUGAACAUUACCUGCAGGAGGUUGGCGCACAAGAGGGAAAGGCUGAUGGAUAGGUAUCAUAUUUGCAUGUGGCGGUUGUCACCGCAGAUGACUCAGAGAGUCUGUUCAGUCAAUCAGAUAAGCAGCAAUGGAACCUUAACAAAAAUAAACUCCGUUCCAAUGUAUUUUAGGAUUAGCUAUGAUAAAGUGUUGUUAAAAUCAUCCGAAAAUAAUUUUUAGCCAAUUGAUAUCAUGUAUUUGAUAGUGUAUUCUGAUUUAUCUAUUCAAUGGAAGACCAAGUGACUUUUUAUAUUUGCUAA